UGUAAGAGCUCCAAACACACACUAGCACCCAGCCAUGUCGACGAAAAUAUCGAAAGCCCUAACCUCAACCGGUAUCCGGCUGCCUCCGCUACCGACCAUCCGCGAUCUGGUAAAGCUCUACCAGCUGCGUGCCAUCAAGCAGCUGUCCCAGAACUUCCUCAUGGACGAACGGUUGACGGACAAGAUUGUCCGGGCAGCCGGUAACAUCCGCGACCAUUACGUACUCGAGGUUGGACCCGGACCGGGCGGUAUUACCCGUUCGAUCAUACGUCAAAACCCACGCCAUCUGGUUGUGGUGGAAAAGGACCGUCGGUUUAUGCCCACGAUGGAAAUGCUGGCCGAGGUAGCACAACCCUUCAUGCGAAUGGAUAUCGUGCAAGGGGACAUCCUGAACUACCGCAUCGAGGAAGCCUUUCCCGACUGCCCGCAGCACGAUUGGAUGGAUAAAGCCAGAGCGCCGGUACAUCUGAUCGGUAAUCUGCCCUUCGCCAUUUCCACCCGGCUACUAAUUAACUGGCUGCGUGACAUGAGCCUUCGGACGGGUGCUUGGUCGUACGGACGGGCUAGCUUAACGCUCACCUUUCAGAAAGAAGUGGCCGAACGGAUCGUGGCACCGAUUCUGUCCGACCAGCGGUGUCGUCUAUCGGUAAUGAAUCAAAUCUGGAGUUCGCCGGAUCUGCGGUUCAUGAUAUCCGGUCGUGCGUUUGUACCGAAACCGGAAGUGGACGUGGGGGUGGUCACGAUUGUUCCCCUGCAAACACCGCUAACGAAGGUUCACUUCGAUACGGUAGAAAAGGUGAUACGGCACAUCUUUUCCAUGCGCCAAAAGUAUUGCCGACGGGGUGUGUCCAACCUGUAUCCACCGGCGGUACGCGAAGAGCUGACCGAACUGACGUUCAAGCGGGCAGAAGUUGAUCCACUGGCCCGUUCAUUUCAGCUAUCGGUUGCCGAAUGUUUGCGCAUUGUGGAGACGUACGAUGAAUUGGUUCGGCAGCAUCCGGAAAUCGCCAGCUACGAUUAUCGUGCACCGAAGGCAAAGGGAGCUGCUCUGGAGAAUGAUGGACAGGAUAGUGAAACAGAGCGAUAAUGGUGUUGUGUGUGCAAUUGUUUGUGAAUAGUAAUAAAAAUAAAACGCUUAGUUAACAUGAAA
Anopheles maculipalpis is the source of this 1150-nucleotide messenger RNA. RefSeq names its product dimethyladenosine transferase 1, mitochondrial (gene mtTFB1). Lineage: Eukaryota; Metazoa; Arthropoda; Insecta; Diptera; Culicidae. Gene Ontology annotation, molecular function: mitochondrial transcription factor activity; rRNA (adenine-N6,N6-)-dimethyltransferase activity. Gene Ontology annotation, cellular component: mitochondrial matrix. The record is from RefSeq and is a predicted model, not a curated record. The transcript has a single exon. Gene Ontology annotation, biological process: rRNA methylation; transcription initiation at mitochondrial promoter. The coding region runs from base 35 to 1087 and encodes 350 amino acids.